GGGAUGCCUAGCGAACCUGGCGAACGCUGGCGAAUAUGUCUGACAACAAUGAUGACACACUUCUAGAAGGAGAUAUAGGCGACGAUGUUGACUAUGAUUUAGGAAAUGAAGAUGAAGAUGCCUUAUUGGCAGAUGAUUAUGAUGUGCAAGGAUCAAGUCACCGUACAGUUUAUUUAGGAGAACAAGACGUAUUGGGGAGCCGAGAUGGAUAUCGCAGGGAGCCAGACGAACCCUUUGAUGAUGUGUUAGAUCUGGGUGUCACAGAAGGAGAUGAUUUGGACUCGGAGCUUCAGGAAUCCCAAGAGCCAGAGAAGCUGAGGCACAUGAAGGACUCAAACCUCCUGCAUCGUGUAGAACAGCAGCAGGGGGAGCUGAUGGGCACAGCACAUAUCUCUCAGGAGACCGGGUAUGUGGAGGGACAAGAGAUAUCAGUCACUCAAGGUGUGCCUGGGGUAGAGUCUGAGGAAGAGGAAGAAGACGCAGAAGAGUCCAGAGGCGAUCGCUUCAAGACAGAGCGCACCACCAUUGUGUCCCUGAAGACCCCAAACAAGUCUUAUGGGAACAUUCCAGAUUCAUUGGACAAUGUGUGUGUGGAAGAUGGUAAGCAGAUGGUGAGACGAGAUGGAGCUUGGAGAGGGGGUCGCAGGGGUAGGGGGGUGUUCAUAGGACGUGGUGCUGGUGGAGGUCCUCGACCACAGUUCAUUGGUAAUUUCAGUGUUCAUCCACUUCAGCAGCAACAGCAGGGGUUUGCUGGGCCUCGUUUUGGAGUAGAUGGCUUUGUGCGCCCAACUGGCCGUCCGGGUGCUAGAGGAGGCAUUUACAGUCGACCACAACUGAGCCAACAGCAGCCUCCUCACAAGAUUCUUAUCAAUCCCCACUUCAGAGGUGCUGUGCAGCCACAUCCUGAAGCGAGGCUGAUCUGGGAUCCUGAGAUGCCACCCAAUCAGACACUACAAUCGCAACCACAACCGCCGCCACCCUACCAACCUUUGGAAACUGCGUACCAGAUCACCCCACCAGGCAGUGGCUACACAGUGCAGCAGUUUCAGCCCCCACCACCACAGCAUGAUCCCCACCCAUUAGCACCACCCCUGCGUUAUGACUCACCCUCACAACAAAGAGACUACUUCCCUCCAGAGCAGUCAUAUACACAAGAGCAACCCACUGUUCCCCACUGGCAGGAUAACUGUGAUCCUUUGCAGCAGGGAGGCAGUGAUAUGUACGCACAGCCAAGUCAUGUCCCCCCGGGAAUGGAGUCUGAUAUGCGCCAUCCUAACCAUAGCAUGGGAGAGCCAAGCAUGAACUAUGGCCAGCCUGUGUAUGGCACUGGAAUGGAGCAGUAUGAGACAGUGUUGCCACAGCAGCAGCAGGGAGUGUUCCAUGAAAUGUUGCCACCCCAGCAACAUUAUCACCCUCUGCCACCGCCAGUCUCUUCAGCCAGUCACCAUAUGCCACCACCAAUGGUGAUGGAGGCAAGUGUGUGGCAUUGUGCUGCAGGGGUCAACGCUGACGAUGGUGUGCAACUCAUAUCGGCUAGCCAUCCUGUUCCAUCACAGUAUCACAGUCAGGGAAUGUAUCGGUUACCCACGCCAAGUAGUGUGUUGGGCCCGGUGAAGUUCCGUCAGCCCAGCCCGGUGCCGUACCGCCAUCCAGCAGGCCCUGGCUAUAUGAACCAGGGUGGCAGACCAUCUGCGAUGGCACCUCGGUUCCCUCCUGGCAUACAGAUGAAUGUUCCACAGCAGCUGCAGAUGAUCCGGCCCAGGCCCCAGCCCAGCAUCCCGGUGCAUCAGCAGAAAUCAAACCGAACGCCUAAAAAGCGGUCUUCAUUUGAAGCAGGUGGUGGAGGGAGUGCUCAGUUCAAACAGCUUCGGUUUGAUGCAGCCACAAAAAGGAAAAAGAGAAUGCCAGAUAUGAGCAACCUGCACGAGGUUCAAACUGUGGAUAUGCUGCCUCCUGACAUGAAUUCACAGUUGCAGCAGCCUGUGGAAGAGGAGGACGAGGAGACACGUGAGUACCGCAAGAAGAUUGAGCAGCAGAAGCUGGAACGAGAGAAGUUCCUGCAGCGGAAAGAGGAGAGACGUAAGUUGGCAGCAUUGGAGAAGCAACGAGAGUUGCAGAAGAAGGAUGUGGAUGUUAUGCCUGGAGGCGAUGGUUCCCAGUCAUUGUCAGAUCCUCCACAGGGCAACGCAAUUGCAACGAUUGUUAAUCGCAACACUGUAGAGCCACAGCCUGCGAUAUACCACCCAGUAAUUCGCCAUGUCAUGCCACAGCAACAAGCACACCAGAAACUUCAGCAGAGCACGAAGAUCCGUGCCAGCGUUCAGCAGCAACAGCAGUUCCACCAGGAUGUGCGGCCAUCACAAGCACCAGCCAUGCUUGCCUCUGUUGGGGGUGUGUGGCAGGUUAGGGGCAAGAGGGGAAGGGGCACAGUUAGAGGAUGCAGUGUUGGCAGGGGUCAGCAAGGAGUCUUGCACCAACCGCAGCUGGUGUCAGUACCGCCAUCUCAACAGGAAAUGAAGAGGGAGCCCACGGCGAAGGUUGCUGUUCCGGGGCAAAGGAUUGUCCGGGCCCCUCAGCCAGGGACUGUAGCGAAUCAGCCUCCUGUGAUGCCACGCAGACUGGUGCUCACACAGAGUGCAGGUCGCCAGGUGACACCAGUGCCUCGGCAGGUGAUGCCGCAGGCUCCGAAAGGUCGUACUGUGGUGCUUCGUGGAGCAAACAGCGGAACCAAACCAGUUCAGCAGCAGCAGCAGCAGCAGCAGCAGCAGAGGGUCGUGGCACAACAGCAAGGGGCACCAUCGCGACAAGCGGGUGGUGGCCGGUCUGUUGUGGCAACAAAGGUGAUGACCCCACAGCAGCCGGAGGCAGCAGCUCAGCAGCCGGCAGUACCCAGAACCAAGACAGUAUCAAUUGAGAAUCUGGCAGCCAGCACAACAGAGCAACAGUUGAAAUCCCUCUGUCAGGGCAUUGGGGUCCUUGAGAAUAUUCAGAUGUUGCCGAAGCAGCGAUGUGCCAUUCUCAGGUUCACCAACCCAACAUCAGCUGCUACAUUCUACAAACGCUACCAACGUAAAAUCAUUGACCUCUCAUUGAUCACUGUUUCCCUAAUCCCCCAGUAAUUCCUGUGAUCCUGCUGUGCCCUGCACAGUGCUGUCACAUUGUGAUUUACAUUGAAAUUUUUGGUCCUUAUGCGAAAUGCAUAUUGCCAUCUUCUCUUCUUGAGGGAGUAGUUUCGCAGUCUGCCAGCAGUGACUGUUGUUCUAUCUCUGCUCUGAGUGCUGCAUUUACUUGCUAUAUCUGUAUAUGUAUAUAUAGCUGUGAUGAUUUUAAAUGAAUUCUGCUGCCAGUUGAUGUCAUCCAGUCUGUGGACUGAAUCAUUAAGUGGGAUUUGGUCCACACCCCUGCUGUACGUUCCAGGGUCUAAUCUCUUCUGCCAUUAUUCGCUGUUAUCGGGAUGUCUCUUACCGAGCAGUGAAUUCUACGUUCCACCUCUUUUAGUUAGUGCCCAAAGAUGUGAAGCUCCUCAUAAUAAAGUAUCUCAUGAUUUGAAUGAUGUACUGUCACAUAAAAAGAACUGACUCUGUUCUGUUGAUAGUCUUUUAUUUUGUGCUGUACUCAUUUGAGGUUCUUGGCUGUCAGCGAGUGAAACAAAGCUUUGAAUCUUCAUGUAAAUUCCUGUGUUUUCCAUAAUGUUGUAUAGUCAAGUCGCAACCCAUUUGAAUUAGUCACAAAUCAGUUGUAUAAGGAGUGGGUAUGUUUGAAAAUUCUGAGCAGUCAGUGAGUUGCCCAUGUUCCUGUCAUGACAUAUUGGGCCAAAUGCAGGGAUCUUAUAAGUCAGAUGACUGUCUGAGUGUAAAAUAGCAACAGUUGUUCAUAUUUCGAAUGGAGGAUCAUCACACGAGCAGAGGCAUGGCAUGGUACAAGUACCAAUGAAGAAUAACAUGGGUUCUGAAGGAAGGAAUGAACGAGAUUAGAAAGAGUGUUAUUGUUCAGAUCACAAAGUUUCUGACAGGGGAACAGAGAACUGAUGAAAAGAACGUUUAACUUACCUUUUGAUGUAUAUUGCUUUUACUUUUUUGACUCUUUCACUUGGUUUUAUUAUUUCUAUUAUAUGAAGAACAGGACUGAAUAUCCCACACAACAUUUGUACGAUGAAUGUGUUGAUGCUGCUAUGUAUGGUCUUCUCUUUACUCCAGAGAAUUAUAUCAGUAUGUUCUGAUGUCUUUA
Cryptotermes secundus is the source of this 4227-nucleotide messenger RNA. RefSeq names its product RNA-binding protein 33. NCBI's taxonomy places the organism in Eukaryota, Metazoa, Arthropoda, Insecta, Blattodea, Kalotermitidae. Bases 36 to 3119 code for a protein of 1027 amino acids. The transcript is spliced from 16 exons. Gene Ontology annotation, molecular function: RNA binding. The record is from RefSeq and is a predicted model, not a curated record.